Oncorhynchus masou masou (cherry salmon) is the source of this 4216-nucleotide messenger RNA. It is a transcript of the gene cep126, whose product is annotated as centrosomal protein 126. The transcript has 13 exons. Bases 1 to 3747 code for a protein of 1248 amino acids. Gene Ontology annotation, biological process: non-motile cilium assembly; cytoplasmic microtubule organization; mitotic spindle organization. Lineage: Eukaryota; Metazoa; Chordata; Actinopteri; Salmoniformes; Salmonidae. Gene Ontology annotation, cellular component: centrosome; midbody; ciliary base. The record is from RefSeq and is a predicted model, not a curated record.
AUGUCGGCCUUCCGCCUCUGCGUCUCAUCAGGGGGCCGCCACGUCGACCUCUGUAUCGUAGUUUCAUCAGGGGGCCCCCACGUCGACCUCUGUAUCGUAGUCUCAUCAGGGGGCCCCCACGUCGACCUCUGUAUCGUAGUCUCAUCAGGGGGCCCCCACGUCGACCUCUGUAUCGUAGUCUCAUCAGGGGGCCCCCACGUCGACCUCUGUAUCGUAGUUUCAUCAGGGGGCCCCCACGUCGACCUCUGUAUCAUAGUCUCAUCAGGGGGCCCCCACGUCAACCUCUGUAUCGUAGUCUCAUCAGGGGGCCCCCACGUCAACCUCUGUAUCGUAGUCUCAUCAGGGGGCCCCCACGUCAACCUCUGUAUCGUAGUCUCAUCAGUGUCGGGGAUUAGGUCCUGGUCCCGGGUGACCAGUAUGACCUGUAAGGCCGAGUCAUUGAAUAAUAAUUAUUCAUCAAAAAUCAGGAUAGGAGCUGACGGGGUGUUUGAAGAUGACCGGCAUGUUCUGGUGGAGGAACAGAAGUCUUGCAGGGCCCGAGCUCGCUGCUUCUCCCUGGAAACCAACCGACGAAGGAAGGUUCUGGAGGAGAGGAGGGAGCGGUGGGACAUCCAGGAACAGAGGCUGAGGGAAAGCAUCCUACAGCAACGUAAACAGAGAGUCCAGGAUGCUACCGAACGCUUCCAGAGGGCACAUCUGCCCCCCUCACAGAGACGCAGACAAUCUUUCAGGAAGAGCGCGCUUAAUAUCGAGGAGGCACUUAAUCACAUACAAGGCACCAUGACUUCCUACACCAGACAAUCUCCCGACAGGAGCUGCACUUCAUCCCCUAAGCCUCCUCCGACACCCAGCCCGUCGCUCCACCAGGGGACCCGGUCUGCCCUGGAGGCCUACAGCAAACUGAUGCAGGACAGAACCUUCAGCAGCUUCAAGAACAGGCUACUAUUCCUCAGCCAGCUCCAGGAGACACAGCUGAGGGACAGGGACGAUCUGCAGGACACACAGCCGAGGGAGAGGGACGAACUGCAGGAGACACAGCUGAGGGAGAGGGACGAACUGCAGGGGACACAGCUGAGGGACAGGGACGAUCUGCAGGACACACAGCCGAGGGAGAGGGACGAACUGCAGGAGACACAGCUGAGGGACAGGGACGGACUGCAGGGGACACAGCUGAGGGACAGGGACGAGCUGCAGGACACACAGCCGAGGGAGAGGGAAAGUCAUCUGAGGGGGGACCACAGAGUCUCGGGGGUCGUAGCGUGCUCCAAGGCUUCUACCCCAGACAGAACACUGCUAGACUUCACCUCUUGUCUGAUCCCAGAGGGAAAGUUAGAAUUUAGGCAGCAGGUGAGAGACCCGGAGGACAAGUAUUCCAAACAACCGUUGGCGACACAGGUCCUUCUGCCUGGGAAAACUUGCAGCCACAAAGACCUUCUGUGUGAAGCCCCCUCCUCAAACCCUGAUCAUAUCCUCAGUUAUAACACUAAAAGUAGCUCAGGGAUCCGAGACACGGCCAACAUUCAGCCAACAAAAAGCACACAACGCCAGUCACAUGGGAGCAAACCCAGUGUAGAAGAUGCCAUGAACAACCUCAACAAAGGGACCAACUCUGAGCCCAAAGCAAGGACAAACUCUGAGCCCAAAGCAAGGACCAACUCUGAGCCCAAAGCAAGGACCAACUCUGAGCCCAAAGCAAGGACCAACUCUGAGCCCAAAGCAAGGACCAACUCUGAGCCCAAAGCCGAGAGGUCUAAGAACACAGACCCUCUCAUUCAGACAUUGGGUCAUUGUAAUAUCAGGUCUGACCUCCCUAAAGGUCUAAAGAGCCUGCAGGUGGAAAUAACACCAACACACCUCCCAGAUACACCUCCAUCUCCUCCACCUGUAGCUGUUGUCAGCACAGCCACAGAUCAUAAAGGCACUGAAGUCCGAUGUACAAAGGGAAUUCUUAAAAAACAAUCAAAAUACGGCGUGUCGGGAGGAAACGCUUGUUCUAGUAUGUAUAACGCCAGGCAUUUAAUAUUCACCAAACAAUUCACCAUGUCCAUCAGAGAUAGUGUGGAACUGACCAGAAGGAAAGGCAAGGAUGCAGACAAGAUGAUCAAAAAGAAGGUACGCUGGUUUGACGAGGUAAAUCUGGAGGAAGAGGAGGAGAUGGAACGGAGUCCUAUAACAAACAACAAGUGUGUUUCUGAGUAUCCACUACCUCCACAUAAACACUCAGCAUCAUCAGACCACCAACAGGGUCAGGGCCAGACGGUGGCCACCAACACCCCUCUGGCCUCCACCGGCUAUCACUUUACCAAGCAGGCCUGGGCAGAUGUCAGGGUCCAGGAGAGCAGGCUGCAGGGGCACCAGGGGAUCCAGGAGAGAGGCCAGGAGGCCAGGGAGACAAGAGUGCAAGCCAGGGAGGUCAAGGUCCAGCGGGGGAGCAGUGGGAGAACCGUGUGCCCCAGAGUCCCCAGGAGAGUGAGAUCUGCCAGGGCAGGGAUGGAUCCUGUUUCGUCCCGCUCCAGAAAAGGCACGGUCAUCAGACCCCAAUCUGCUACGGAGGCCAGCAGCCACGUGGCCUGGGUGACCCACGGGAAGGUCAUGGUGCCUCGUCCCCCGCCCCGCACUGAAUCCAUGGAACCAAAAACACACACAAGAGAGACGGAUGCUGUAGUAUCAUACACCACCAAGACUCCUUACAACAUGGAUCAGUCUAACUCUGCUGCUACUAAAGCAGGGAUUCCUGUAGAUGAGGCUUUGUGUAAUAAUAACACCCUGGACAGCUUUGCCCUGUCCCAGACCCGUACACAUGUCAUUAGGGCAGAUAGCAGCGUUAUUUCCAACGCAUCCAAGGCCACCCCCAUGUCAGGCCAGCAGGACGCCCAGGGAGAGGCUGCCAGAUGGGGGCUUCUGUACCAUGAGAAUGGCCUCUGUCUGGACCGUACUCCCACAGACGAGGAGAUCUCCCAGCUCUGGCAUGGAGUCCGUAGUGCCUUAGCCACCAAGGACGGAACCUCUGACUUGUGUUUUGUCUCUUUAGGUGACCCUAUAACUGUCCUGCCUCCAGCACGUGCCAACCUGUCUCGCGUUACUAUCAACGGGGACAGCCUGAUCAAUGGAGUUAAAGCCAUCACCACGAUGGGAGACUUCUUCCUCUCCCCAACCAAUGUCAGGAGCGUGGUGAGGAGACAACCCCAGGAGAGUCGUGGUAGUGGGGCCAGGAGGAGAGGAACAACUGGCUCAGGGAACAGAAGGCCUCCUCUACCCUCCCAGUCCCAGGCCAUGGUGCUGAUAACACCAUUACACAGCAAACAUGACCUGACACAUCAACAUGAAGAGUAUGCAGAAGUGAAGGCCCACAGUGAAGGCCUGCUGACAGACAGUGAUAUAGUGGUUGCCAAGGAGACGGUGCCAUCCCAGAGGCUAGAGCCAGGUGGAGGUCAAGACCAGGGGCACCUAGUCCAGGGGCACCUAGUCCAGGGGCACCAAGCCCGGGGGCACCUAGUCCAGGCCCAAGAGCAGGGCCAGGUCUCCACCAUCACCACCGUCUCCCUGGAGGAGCAGAAAGUGCUGCUGUCACUGAAUCGACUCAAUCGUCGGCUGCAAUAUGUGAGGGCCACAGCUGGAGGCAGCCCUGCAGAUAACGCUUUCCUACGUGGUGAAGCUCCCUUUACAGAGGAAGGGACGGGUGCUGCCCACCGUAAACACCGCACGGUCUCCACCGACAACCGUCCGAGAACCCAGAGGAGAUUAUGACACAACGGUCCAAUAUGGCCGCCUGAAUGUCACUCUGUCAGCUUGUGCUUCACUCCAACCUUAUACACUGCUGUUUAACAAAAACCCUCCCCGAGUUUCAGCUCCACCACUAACUCUCUCUGCUGGGCUGAAGACUUCACAACCCGGGACUGUGAAUAAGUCCAUUAUCAAAUUACAGUACUUAUAUUGACUUAUUUACACAUUAUAUAUCAGUCUUAUAUACAGCCAGGCUUUGCUAUUUGGUUUUGGACUUUAAUUGAUAGAGAUUAUUUUUGUAUGAAAUAAAUAUAUUUCUUUUCCCGAAAAAUUGUGCGGUGUGUGUAUAUAUUGUACACAAUGAUUGUACACAAUGUAUUGUGUAUCGUAUUGGUAUCAUUGUAUUGUACACAAUGAUACCAAUAGGAUUGUAUACUGAUGUGUGUCAGUGUGUAAACUAAUCUUGAUAAUGAUAAAGCAAAAUAAAGUCAUU